Lagopus leucura (white-tailed ptarmigan) is the source of this 2137-nucleotide messenger RNA. RefSeq names its product TRAF3 interacting protein 1 (gene IFT54). Gene Ontology annotation, biological process: regulation of microtubule cytoskeleton organization; cilium assembly; intraciliary transport. The record is from RefSeq and is a predicted model, not a curated record. Gene Ontology annotation, cellular component: intraciliary transport particle B; centrosome; ciliary basal body. The transcript has 15 exons. Lineage: Eukaryota; Metazoa; Chordata; Aves; Galliformes; Phasianidae. Gene Ontology annotation, molecular function: microtubule binding. Bases 41 to 2065 code for a protein of 674 amino acids.
CGGCGGCGGCGGCGGCCGCGGCGCCGGCCCCGCCGUCGCUAUGAACGAGUCGGUGGUACGACGGACGCAGGAGUGCUUGGGACAAGUGAUCCGCAAGCCGCCCUUGACGGAUCGGCUGCUGAGUAAGCCGCCCUUCCGCUACCUGCACGACGUGAUCACCGAGGUGAUCAGAGUGACAGGCUUCAUGAAAGGGCUUUACACGGAUUUUGAAUUGAAAUCAGAUAAUGUCAAGGAUAAAGAUGCCAAAAUCAGCUUCCUUCAGAAGGCCAUCGAUGCUGUUGUAAUGGUAACGGGAGAGCCACUGUCAGUAAAACCAGCACGUGUUGUGGCUGGACACGAACCUGAGAAAACAAAUGAGUUUCUGCAAGCCAUUGGGAAGUGUUGCUUAAAUAAGCUGUCCAGUGAUGUUGCUGUAAAAAAGAUCUUAGCUGGGGAAAGAGCUGAUGCUAAAGGAAAACCUCCAUCCAGUAAACCUCGAGAUACAGAAAGCAGGGAGACCAAAACAGAAGAGCAAAAAAGCCGUAGGGAUAAAGAGGGAAGAGGAGAUACUGACAUUAAAGACAGAAGUUCGAGCAGAGACAGAAAAUCCAAAGGAGAUGUCAAAGAGAGCGAAGAAAGAGAAAAGGAAAGUGAAAAACAGAAGGAUAAUGAGGAGAGGCACAAAGACUCUGAAAGGGACAACUUUAAGGAAGGAGAAAAACAAGAAAGGGAAAGAAACAAAAGCAGAACAACCAAGCAGGGAAGAGAAACAGAAAAAAGCAAGGGAAAAAGAGACGUAGAACGAGAAGAUAACAUUGAAUGGAAUAAAGUACAGGAAAGGGAGAAAAAAAAUGAAGGAGGAAGAGAAACAGACAGACUGAAAGGAAGAGACAAAGAUAAGACCAGGGAGAGAGAACGAGAGAAGGACAGAGAGAAGGGAAAAGACCGUGAAAGGGACAGACAGAGAGACAGAGGGAGAGAUGGAGAGCAUGUACAAGAGCACGGAAAGGAUAAAGCAGAGAAAAAGUCUUUCGAUUCUGAGGAAUCCAAACUUGGAAAACUGCAGAGGCCAACUAAAGCCAGUAAGUGCCAGCCAGAUGAUGAGAGUGAAAGUCCUGCAGGAAUAUCAAGGCAGCCUUCAACAAAAGGAUCAAGGCAACGCGCCAAACCCAGAGGAGAAGAAACGGUAGAAAUGAAGAGUGUGGCAGAUGGGAUUUCAGAGGACAGUGCUGCUAAACUGCAGGAGAAAGCUGAACCAGGACUUGUAGUAAAACAGAAAGAAGAAGAAGCAGAGAACCUUGAUCCUGAAAAGCCUGAAGUAUCUGAAAAUGGUGAAGUAGCCAAUGAUCUUCCACCUCAGGCUAUCCAAAGACGUAUUCCCCGUCCUAGCAGUGCAAGGCCAGCACCACCCCGAGUAGUAAAACGCCAAGAGAGCACGGAGGCCUUGCUUCCAGAAAGGAACGGUAGUAGUAAAGCAUUCUCAAAUGUGAUCACAGACCAGCAGGCUUCUGAUGAUGAUGAUGAUGACCAGUUUGUGGUGGAGGCAGCCUUGCCAGUGCCCAAAAUGCCAGAGCUGGAAAUGGAACCAGAAGUGGAUCUGGAGGAGGAUGAAAAGCAUGGUGGACUUGUAAAAAGAAUCCUAGAAACAAAAAAGGAUUAUGAAGCAUCACAAAAAUCAUCAAAGACAACAGAGAAGGAGAAGCCUUUUGUAUCAGAAGCAGCGAGGAAGAAAGAGAGAGAGUUGGUAGCCAAAGAAAUGGAGAAGUUUCGGGACUCUAUUCAGACUCUGUGCCGCAGUGCCUUUACGCUUGGCAGGAUCAUGGACUACGUUCAAGAAGACAUGGAUGCCAUGAAGAACGAGUUGCAGAUGUGGCGGCAUGAGAACAGACAGCAUGCAGAAGCUCUGCAGAAAGAGCAGAGCAUCACGGACAGUGCUGUAGAACCACUAAAAGCUGAACUGGCUGAGCUGGACCAGCUGAUUGAAGAUCAGCAAGACAAGAUUCGUGCUGUUAAAGCUAAUGUUUUAAAGAAUGAGGACAAAAUCCGGAGGAUGGUACUUAGCAUAAACCUGUCUUCAAGAAGGUGAAGAAGGGAGGGACAAAAAAAAGCCUUGGGACUGAUAGACUGAUAUUCCUACCAAAUAAAAAUUCUUACCAAA